Messenger RNA from Fusarium venenatum, 423 nucleotides. The record is from RefSeq and is a predicted model, not a curated record. NCBI's taxonomy places the organism in Eukaryota, Fungi, Ascomycota, Sordariomycetes, Hypocreales, Nectriaceae.
AUGUCUGUUACUACCAUUACCAGGAAAGAGGAGAGCUUGAGCAUCCUUCGGUACUACUUGAAAAUAUCCGCGAGGGCCACAAAUACUUCCCCGACGAUAUCGACGAAUUUGGCGAUGCUAUAUUGGAGGUACCUAGACUCCACACAACACUAUGCCGUACGCAAUAUCUUGCCACAGAUGGGAGGCUGCCGAAAUCCUGUUAAAACUUUGGGAAAACUUGUUACCUCACCAAGGAUUACCGAGGUUGGGCUGUCUGGCGAUGAAACUGUCGGUUACCGCCUUAGAGGGGAGUAUAGUGAAUCCGAACAGCGUCCUGACUCGCUGUGUAUUAUACUGGAAAGAGUGACAUCUUAUAUCCCUGACUGGAAUGAGAUUCAUAGAAGCGAUAUCCAUCUGGAGGCAAUGGGUCCAGAAAGAACAUGA